AAAACCAGCCAGAUUUCGCGGUGCAGAAACACCGCCAACAAAGCCGAUCAAACUGUAUCCAUGAAAAAAAAAACACCACUACACGUUUCUGAAUUGCUUUGUGAAUCACGGUUGAGCCGGUUUUGUUACAUUUUGUUGUAGUUGCAAACUGGCAGCCAUGUCGCAGGCCACAUCGUUCGCUGCAACAGCAGGCACCCUCGUGGUAGCCUCGGCGCGGGCCAACGCCAGCUCUUCCUGUUCCACCACUCGCAGCUCGCAAUUGGGUUCCUCCUUCUUCGACCGGAGGUUGAAGAUCCGUCAAGUUACUAAGGGAUCUCUCGCCAAGGGGUCGCAGAGGGAGGUCACUGCUGUGAGAGCCAUGGACAGCUUUCUGGGAAUGUUGGGACUCGGCUCGCACGGCCCUGCGAACUUCGACCCUGCUGAUGUUGCGAUUGCGCAGGGUCCGGACGAUGACAAACCCGUGAGUGGAUGCGAGUUCGCAUGUUUUGGAGCUGGGUGCUUCUGGGGCGUGGAGCUCGCGUAUCAGCGUGUGCCAGGUGUGUACAAGACAGAAGUGGGUUACACGCAAGGGCAAAUGCACAUGCCCACAUAUGAGGCCGUCUGCUCGGGCAUGACAGGUCAUUCUGAAGUUGUUAGGGUGCAGUAUAAUCCUGCGGAGGUCAGUUACGAGACUCUGCUCGGUGUAUUCUGGGAUCGUCAUGAUCCCACAACCCUAAAUCGACAGGGUGGUGAUGUUGGAACUCAAUAUCGAUCUGGUAUCUACACCUACACGCCUGAGCAAGAGAGAAUAGCCAAGCAGUCACUCGAAAACCACCAGAGGUCCUUGAACCGGAAAAUUGUGACCGAGAUCCUUCCGGCCAAAAAGUUCUAUCGAGCAGAGAACUAUCACCAGCAGUAUUUGGCUAAGGGUGGCAGGAUGGGCUUUAAGCAGUCCGCAGAGAAGGGAUGCAAGGACCCAAUCCGGUGCUACGGCUAAGCUUACGUACAUAUUAUGCUGUUUUAUACGUUCCUUGUAUGAGGAUUUUUGGAUUGUUGAGUUUUCGCUGGAGCUGAGGAGUUCUAUUGUCAGGUGUCUCUCCUCAGACGUUUGGAGUAGCAAUGUGUAUCCUUCGUCCAGUUACAUAGUUCUAAACGAGCUUCAUACGGUAGAACUCAGGACCGAGUUGCGUUCUUCGUCCCUCGUAGGCAUCUUUUGAUACGCAUCCUCCUUCACUCAGAUGCAGGAAGACCAAUUUUUGCAACUGUAUCCAAUCUGCAGCAUUCGUCUGUCGACUAGUUGUGUGUUUUCAAGCUGACUGGAAUGACCCACAUGAGAAAAUUGCCCGCGACGUUGGGGGCUGCUUUCAACGCCGAAUUGUGCUGAUAAUGGAAAUGUUAUCAAUACGUUGUUGACAUGU
Molecule: messenger RNA, 1397 nt
Organism: Physcomitrium patens
Lineage: Eukaryota; Viridiplantae; Streptophyta; Bryopsida; Funariales; Funariaceae
Product: peptide methionine sulfoxide reductase A3
Biological process (GO): cellular response to oxidative stress
Cellular component (GO): cytoplasm
Molecular function (GO): peptide-methionine (S)-S-oxide reductase activity
Source: RefSeq, a predicted model, not a curated record